GCAGCUCUUUUUGUUUUGCUCAUUUCGUUUUGUUCGCUAUUUUUGAGUUGGUAUGGCAGCUCUUUUCACAUUUUGUUGUGGCGGACUCUGGCAAGAAAGUUGAAAAGAAAAUUAAACUGUUUUGAAAUGUCGCUUAAACGUAAAUUUAGUGCUUUAUGGAAUCACUUCGAUGCCAUAGAUGACAAAAAGGCAAAGUGCAAGUACUGCAAGCACGUAAAAGUGAGCAAUUAGACAAACAGUUAGUGCGAAUGAUUUCCAAAGGCCAUCAUGCUCUCCGGAUCGUGGAGGAGCCGGAUUUUAAGAAGCUGAUAGAGGACGUUUCAAAUUGCCCUGGAUAUAAGUUGCACACACGUAAAACGCUGUCUAAUGUGCUACUUCCAAAUAUACACAGUGAGUUAAUUGCCAAUGUGAAAGAGAAGAUAGCAUCUGCAUCUGGAGUUUGUCUCAUGUCUGAUGGAUGGACAUCGCUCACCAAUGAGAGUUACAUAGCUGUAACCGCACACUUCAUAGACAAGACGAAUAUGGAACUAUCUUCGCAUAUGCUAGCUUGUGAAGCGUUCGGUGAGAGGCACACAAGCCUCAAUCUUUGCUCUUUUCUUCAGAGUGUUGCAGCUGAUUGGAAAAUUGAAGAUAAAAUUACUGCAAUUGCAUCAGACAAUGCUGCCAAUAUCGUAUCAGCGAUAAAAUUGGGAAAUUGGCGCCAUAUUCCAUGCUUUGCCCACACUUUGAACAUCAUUGUACAGAAAGCACUGGGACCAAUUGACAGUGUAAGGGUCAAAGCAAAGGCAAUUGUAGAAUUUUUCAAUCGCAGCUCAUCCGGAUUCAAGAAGCUCAAAGAAAUUAAUAGCCAAUUAAAUCUUCCCGACCUUAAGCUGACACAAGAUGUGCCUACACGUUGGAACUCAACAUACAAAAUGUUUCAGCGCUUGUCUAUUUUAAAAGAUGGAGUUAUGGUGGUCAUUUCCCUUCUACGCCCUGAACUAGUACUGACCCAGGCAGAAUGGGAAAUUAUUGAUGGUGUAUUGCCAGUGCUGAAGCCAUUUUCUGAAAUAACAACUGAAAUUUCAGCAGAGAAAAAUGUCACCUUAUCAAAGGUUAUUAUAAUGGCCACAUUGCUGCAUCAAUCCAUAGCCAAAGCUAUUCCAAAAGAUGAUUUUCUACGGGCAGUCGUAGAAAAACUCAAAGAGCAGUUGACCGUACGUUUUGGGGAUUUGGAAAAUAAUAUUUUGUAUGCAGAGAGCACCAUACUAGACCCAAGAUUUAAAAAACGGGGUUUUAGGUCCGAUGAAUGCUAUGAAAAAACAGUUGCAGCUCUACAAUGUAAGAUCGCUCAAGCGGGAUUGGUUGAUAAUGUUGCUGAUGAUCUGUCUUCACAAAUCGAAAGCGGAAGAGAACAUCAAUAGAAAGCAGGACCCUUUGAUCUGGUGGACGCAGCGAAAAAAUGUAUAUCCACGACUAUACGAAUAUGCGUUGAAACGUCUUUGUUUGGUGGCCACGUCGGUGCCAUGUGAGCGCCUAUUUUCUGCAGCAGGAGAAAUAGUCCGCAAAAGACGAACGCUUUUGACCCCCAAUAAGGUUGAAAGCCUUAUGUUUUUACAUAAUAAUAUGUGAAAUACUUAAAAAUGCCCCGACUUCUAAAACAUAAAAAAUGGAAAACGAGAUACUUAAUUGAAACUGUUGGUUGUGUCCUAACGAUAUCAAGUACUAAGUACGAAUUAAAAUAAAUUUAAGAAGUUAAAACGUCAAUGAAUUGUAGUGCAUUAUUUACAUAUAAGCUUAAAACUAGAUAUGAGACUUUAAAAUUGAACUAAGAACAAAAAGACCGAUAAACAAAACAGGCCAAAGAACAAAAAAGAACGAACUAAAGGGACAAUGAA
This is a messenger RNA of Drosophila miranda, 1877 nucleotides long. RefSeq names its product zinc finger BED domain-containing protein 4-like. The record is from RefSeq and is a predicted model, not a curated record. The transcript has 2 exons. Bases 249 to 1403 code for a protein of 384 amino acids. Lineage: Eukaryota; Metazoa; Arthropoda; Insecta; Diptera; Drosophilidae.